AGCGAGAUGAAUGUACAAACUAAAAGAGGGAAAAGAAAGAGUGGGGGAGGAAUAUGGGUUAUGGAGACGGAGGAGAAAACAGAGAAGUUGAAGGGGGAGUAAAAGAAAAGAGGUAGAAAGAUUGGGAAAGGAGAGAGAGAGAGAGAGAGAGAGAGAGAGAGAUGGGGGCAUGGAUGUCAAGAGAGGAGGAGGUUGAGAAGAAGCGCAUCUUCAUCCUGGCGGGACAGAGCAACAUGGCUGGAAGGGGUGGUGUGGAGGCAUCAAAAUGGGACAGGGUGGUUCCCUCAGAGUGCCGAUCGGACCCCCUCAUCCUCCGCCUCAACUCUGGCCUCUGCUGGGAACUCGCGAAGGAGCCCCUUCACAGAGACAUCGACACCUCCAAGACCUGCGGUGUCGGCCCUGCCAUGUCCUUCGCCCAUGCUCUGCUCAAUUCCUCCUCGCCUUCUCCUUCACGUGUGCCCAUUGGGCUUGUGCCCUGUGCUAUAGGGGGAACUGCUAUUCAGCAGUGGGAGAGGGGGAGUCAUCUUUAUAAGGCAAUGAUAAGCAGGGCGAAGGCAGCGGCGCGAGGGUCGGCAAUAGAGGGGAUUCUAUGGUACCAGGGGGAGAGUGAUACUGAGUCUCGCCAGGCAGCCGAGGCUUAUGGAAGAAAGAUGGAGAGUUUUGUGAGGGAUGUGAGGUUGGAUCUUCAGCUCCCUAAUCUCCCCAUCAUUCAGGUGGCUCUAGCAUCAGGGACUGAACCAUACAUGGAUAUUGUGAGAGAAGCUCAGUUGGGGAUGCACCUUCCCCAUGUAUUUUGUGUGGAUGCAAAGGGACUCCAACUCAAGAAAGACAACCUCCACCUUACCACCCCAUCACAAGUGCAGUUGGGUAAGAUGUUGGCUGAUGCAUACCUAAAUCACUGUGUUUUUUUGACCAUAUUAGACCACCACACAUCUUGGUUAUGUGAAUCCCAUAUGAUUUGUAGAAGGCUGAGGCCCUAACAAUCAAAGUAAGGCACACCUUCAAAUCGUGUCAAAAGGUGUUGUUUCAGUAAUAGAAAUCUUUGUGACGCCUCCAAAA
Molecule: messenger RNA, 1059 nt
Organism: Amborella trichopoda
Lineage: Eukaryota; Viridiplantae; Streptophyta; Magnoliopsida; Amborellales; Amborellaceae
Product: carbohydrate esterase, putative (DUF303)
Source: RefSeq, a predicted model, not a curated record